Molecule: messenger RNA, 3620 nt
Organism: Cryptomeria japonica (Japanese cedar)
Lineage: Eukaryota; Viridiplantae; Streptophyta; Pinopsida; Cupressales; Cupressaceae
Product: probable leucine-rich repeat receptor-like protein kinase At1g68400
Exons: 5
Coding region: 1177-3162 (661 amino acids)
Biological process (GO): protein phosphorylation
Molecular function (GO): ATP binding; protein binding; protein kinase activity
Source: RefSeq, a predicted model, not a curated record
CCGUCAGAUUGAGAGCAUUCUGGCAUCUAAUCUUGAAGCUCUCUGUACCUAAUCGUCUCUUCCAUCCAUCUGAGUCAAAAAAAAAAAUAGUUCGAAAGCUUUCGAAUGACAUUAAUUUUGUCGAAAAUGGAGUUCAUUUGGCCUUUUCUUUAAAUAUUUACGGUUCAGGGCUGAACGGAACGGAUAAUGUGAAGGAGGAGAAGCAGAGCUCUCGAACGGUACAAGUUGUGUCCAAAACGGAGUUCAUUUGACCAUAAGUUUUAUAAAAUUACGGUUAGAGGCUGAACGGAACGGAUAGCUAAAGAGGAGAUAUUUAGCUCUCGAACAGCGUAAAUGCUGUUCAAAAGGGAGGUGGUUUGCUGGCUUAAGUAUGCAACGUGAAAGAGGAGAUGCAGAGCUUUCGAACGGUCUGGCAGAAGCAGAAGGAUCAGAAGAUACAGAAAAAAACAGCAGCAGCAGCAUGCGUUAUUUCUACUUAGCUGUCCACGUUGGAGAAAGUUCCCUGGGCAGUUGGUAGAUAGAGGCAGUGGCUGGCAUUGAAUGUAGCACGAUCUGACAAUAUUUAAGAAACUGCAGAAGAAUUAAUGGAGUGUCAGAAAGAAGAGACGAAUCAGCAGGAGAAAACUAUAUGUAUUUGUUUAAAUAAUUUUUUGUUUGUUUGUCCAUUAGAAGUGGUGAAGUAUUAUCCUUUAAAUAAUCACGUUUAAUCGUUUAAUUCGGUCAAGUUUUAAAAACCAGAAAUGAGUACAGAUUAAAAAGAAGAUUAGGUUAUAAAAGCCAGAAAAAAUUUCACAGAAUGCAGUAGGGCAAACAUUGGCAACGUCAUCGAAGGCUAAAUGUUUUCAGUACAAUGUCUGUCGAAGAGGUGCGACUGCAUUUUAGUCUCCAUUAGAAAUUUCUUGGCAGCAAUAAAUGUAUGAAUCUUAGAAGAAUGUCGUGAAAAUUUAAUAGAUUGUAAGAAAAUAGAGCAAUUUCAGAAUUUCAGAGGUUGUGGAAUGGCCAACGUUCGUUAUUAUGGAGGUCAUAAAGGACCGAUUGCCUGCUGCACAAAGCCAGGAAUGACAUGUAUAUGACUUACUGGAAUUUAUGGUUCAAUUACAACACUUCUUGCUUGGCUUGGAUUUAAGUUAGUAGAUUUUGUUACCGUUAGUCUGGAAUCGGUCCUUAGGAGCAGAGAUGGUGAUCGUCAAUUCUGCUACUUUACAAAUAUCUCUGGUACUAUUAGUAGUAUUAUUUCCCUUGUAUAGAGUUGCUCAAUCCCAAGUUACUAGCGACUAUGAUGCAUUGAUGGCUUUCAAGGCCUCAACUGACACAAAUCAUAGAAUCACCUCUUGGAAAGGUAAUGAUCCCUGCAAUGGCAAAUGGUUUGGCGUGCACUGUGAGAAUGAUAGGGUAAUUCAUCUUGUGCUGGAAAAUGCUCAUCUUGCGGGUCCAAUAGAUUCGUUGGCCGAUCUAGACCAGUUGAGAGUCUUAAGCCUAAAGGGGAAUUCUUUAAACGGCACCAUGCCAAACUUGACCAAGUGGAGAAGCAUGAAAUUGUUGUUUCUCUCAUACAAUAACUUUUCUGGCUCUCUACCUUCAUCUAUAUCAUUGUUGGAUCGGCUUUGGAGGCUUGAUAUUUCAAACAAUAAUUUCACUGGGCAGAUACCAUAUUCUUUAAAUUCCUUAAGCCAUCUCCUCACCCUGAGACUUGAAAACAAUGUAUUCACUGGUACAAUUGCACAAUUGAACAUUACCAGCCUUCAGGACUUCAAUGUGUCCGGCAAUCAUCUUACAGGGGCAAUCCCUGGAUCUUUGUCUAAGUUUCCAGCUUCAGCUUUUGCCAGUAAUGUGAUUCUCUGUGGCAACCCAUUACCAAGUUGUAAGAAUAUUAUCAGUAAUCCCACCACUCCAGGAGGUAUUGUGAAUUCCAAUCCUGUAACACAGGAUCCCAGUGUGGUGCCCUCAACACCAAGUUCAAAGCCUGAAACGUCACAGAAUACAAAGAAGAGUUCCAACAAAUUAAGCAAGAGUGCCGUGAUUGCUAUUGUGGUUGGGGAUUUUGCAGUUUUGUUGCUCAUUGCAUGCAUAUUUAUAUGGUAUUACUGGAGAAAAUAUGCUAGAAAAAUGGAGGAUGGGAAGCCGGCAAAGAGAUUGGAAACAGAGAAGAUUGUGUAUUCCUCAAGCCCAUAUCAGCAUCCGUCUAGUUCUGCAGAGAGGGGAAAGCUGGUUUUCUUUGAGGGUACUCGGCAAUUUGAAUUGGAGGAUCUUCUUCGUGCUUCAGCUGAAAUGCUUGGGAAGGGCACUUUUGGAACUGCAUACAAAGCUGUUUUGGAAGAUGGCAAUGUUGUUGCAGUGAAAAGAUUAAAGGAUGCACAAGGCUCAGGUAAAAGGGAUUUUGAGCAGCAUAUGGAACUUGUAGGAAAGUUACGGCAUUUGAAUCUGGUGAGCUUGAAGGCUUAUUACUAUGCAAGAGAUGAAAAAUUGCUUGUUUAUGACUAUAUGGCAAAUGGAAGCUUGUAUUCCCUUCUUCAUGGUAAUCGUGGUCCAGGGAGAACCCCACUUGAUUGGACAACCAGAAUGAAAAUAGCAAUGGAUGCAGCUAGGGGUCUGGGGUACAUUCAUCAUUCCUGUAAAUCUCCCAAGCUGGCUCAUGGGAACAUCAAGUCUUCUAAUAUUUUGUUAGAUAAAAGUGGCAAUGCUUGCAUCUCAGACUUUGGGCUUGCAGUGCUAGUAACUCCAGCAUCAGCAGCAUCAAGAAUUGCAGGGUAUAGAGCUCCUGAACAGGCAGAGACGAAAAAGAUAUCUCAGAAAGCAGAUGUGUAUAGUUUUGGAGUUCUACUUCUGGAGCUUCUUACUGGAAAAGCUCCUUUCCAACCACAUUCCCUGGAUGAAGGCAUAGAUCUCCCCAAAUGGGUACAAUCUGUGGUAAGGGAAGAGUGGACAGCAGAGGUGUUUGAUCUAGAGCUAAUGAGGUACAAAAACAUCGAGGAGGAAUUGGUCGGCAUGCUUCAGAUUGGUAUGGUCUGCGUCUCCCUGUCUCCAGACCAACGUCCAAAGAUGAGCCAUGUUGUGAAGAUGAUUGAAGACAUCCGGGGAGAACAGUCCCCCAUGUAUGAGUCCUUUGACUCGCUAUCACAGUCUCCCUCAGUCUCUGAGGACACAGGAGCAACUAGUCACUAGCCAAAUUGAGAAAGCUCAAAGAGGUUCAAUCAGUUUCAUGUCUUCCACAAUGCUGGUUUGGCAAAUGAGGAGAUACUUGUGGAGCCCUUCUUUUCUUAACAGAUUUUGAAAAGCUGCAAAUUAAAUUUGGCUCCAACAGAGCUCCAAUUAGUCAUCUAAUACCCAGCCAGCAUCUCCAAUGUAGGUUAAGCUUGGUUUGGAUAAGACGAACAGGUGAUUUGUGUUUGGACGUACUAAUAGUGUUAUAGUAGAUAUUACCAGUGAUUAAUAAUCAUUUUCAAUGAUGUUGGUCUUUUCCUACAAGUAUAUAGAAUGUUAAUGCUAUUACUGGAGAUCCAGUGCCUUUUGUAGCAAUUCUCUGUAAUUUCCACUCGGGCAUCUUACUGGACAAUAUAAUUUGCCUGACUGUUGAAACUAGGAUAUUUGAUAAAUAAACUUGUUUUUUUCUUGUAGUACAA